Molecule: messenger RNA, 976 nt
Organism: Schizosaccharomyces octosporus yFS286
Lineage: Eukaryota; Fungi; Ascomycota; Schizosaccharomycetes; Schizosaccharomycetales; Schizosaccharomycetaceae
Exons: 1
Coding region: 192-545 (117 amino acids)
Source: RefSeq, a predicted model, not a curated record
CUUUCGUUCUCACCGCAAGACACAGAAACAAGCUGCCAGAUCUUGCUGUUAUACGAAAACAAUGAAAUAAAAAGAUAUAUUCUGCUGAAAAUACCAAAAACGAAGGAUGCUACGAUUGAAAUGUUGUACUGGCUAUUCUUGGCAUAUACCUAAGUUUAGGUCCCUAGGAACCUCCGUGUAAGAAUAGACGUAUGGAUCAUUAUAUGACUACGAAAAGGAAACCGAGAGGUUUACAUACUAAGACGCUUACAACGAGGUAUAGAGAAGUCAAAAAGGAAAACCAAAAACUCUUGUUUUUACGGGUUGAAACAGAAUCGGUUUGCAAGAUGAGCUUUCAAAGACUAUUCAUAAUGAAAAGAAGGACGAUGCUUGUACGAAGAUUCAAAGAAAUGAGAGGAAAAGUGCUGUAUGACACAAACACGUCAAGACCCGUUGGAUUCAUCAGUGUCAAAAGCAAAGCCAAAUUUUAUCAAUUACUUUUUUACAUUCACAAUUACGCUUACACUUUCAAGGGGGACCAAAGGACGAUCCUGAGACAGCAGUGAGAGAUGAAUUGUGAACCCACGUACUCACUAGACCCCAAGAGAUCAACAAUUGCCCUGUCUUUUUUUCAAUUCAAUUCAAUUCAUUUCAUUCCAUUCAAGUUCAAUUUUUCCUCUAUUCAUCUAAUCUCUCUUAUUUCCUACUGGGUAUUUUCUUUUUUUUUUUUUUUUUUUGUUUUUUUUUUUAAUUUCCUUUUCCUUGGGUUACUUUCCCUCUUUACUACAAACUCAUAUCUGAUCACUCGAUAUUGCGAUAUAAGAAUACAAGUAUCAUCAGUGCCACGAUAGCACUGUUCCUCCACAUCUGCCCGUACCUUGUUACUACGGUGAACUACCAAGGACAGCCAACCACCUUCUCUUAGCCACUAAUAUAAGCAUCUUAACGAUUUUCGUUAAAUAAAGCCAGACUCAGAAAAACCAGUAUUUUGGAAGUC